This is a messenger RNA of Betta splendens (Siamese fighting fish), 2168 nucleotides long. RefSeq names its product putative protein MSS51 homolog, mitochondrial. The record is from RefSeq and is a predicted model, not a curated record. The transcript is spliced from 8 exons. Bases 276 to 1640 code for a protein of 454 amino acids. Lineage: Eukaryota; Metazoa; Chordata; Actinopteri; Anabantiformes; Osphronemidae.
CCCUCUGACCACCCUUAAAUGCAGGGAGGACUCCUCAGUCCCCUGCCAGCGCCCACCGUCCUCCCUGUUUAUGUUUUAAAAACGCCAUCGGGGACAGAGAGGUGGUGACGUUCACCGUAAGGAGCCGUCAGUCCCUUUUUUUUAUUGGAGGAAAACUCUUAAUCAUCUAGGGACGCACUCUGCUUUUCCUGACCCAAAGCCCCCGUUUGUCUGAGACUCGGCUGAUUCUCCUGACAUGAGUUCUUGGCUGAACAUCCACAGAGAGUCCGUCCAGUAUGUGCAUGGGUAUAUUUAAAAGCAGAGGCAAGCAGAAGCUGAUAGACCACCACCUACAUCACAACAUGGCAUCUUCCAUCCCAGCGCUCCCCCAGUCCUACUCUCCACGGACUGAUAGCGUCUUCUCUGACCUGUCUGGGUUUUUUUCUAUGGACUCCAACGUGCCUGGACUCUCUAAAAUGAUUCUCAACAAGCUCAACAUGAAGGAUUACAGCGAAUACAGGGCCGCCGUGGAGGGGAAGAGCAGAGGGCUCGCGUUCCGCAACUACAAGGAGAUGUUCCAGAAGAUGGAGGACACCUUUAAGUUCUGCACCGGCUGCAGCAAACUGCCGGAGCAUCUCGGCGAGGGCGAGAGCCUGAGGCGCUGCGUGAAGUGCCUGAACGUGUACUAUUGCACCAAAGACUGUCAGAGAAAAGACUGGCCUCAGCAUAAGAAGGUCUGCAAGACGCUGCGUCUGGUGGCCAUCGACAGACUGGUGGAGUGGCUGAUGUUCACUGGAGACCUCCCGUUCGCCACGGAGAAGUGGACCCGGUCUGCUGCCGAGGUGAGGAGCUGGGACGACUGGGUCCCCAUGCAGGGGGACCUCACGCCGCGGCUGGACGCCAUUUUGUCCGGCCCCAGCUCAACGGCCCUCUGGAGGAACGUCAGCAGGCCUCGACCCGACGCCGCCGACCUGCGGCGGUCCCUGUGGCGGGUCCAGAGCGAGUUCCUGUCCCGCGUCCUGACGGUUGGGACGGCGGUGCAGCACUUUGGCCUGGACCCGCGCGCUAAGCCGCUGACUAUUCACGUAGCAGGCGCGUCCCACAGUGAGACCAUGGGCGCCAGGGCGAGUGACUACGACGAGCUGAACCGCAUGUUCCCGGGACACGAGGGGGUGGAGGUCGUCAUGGUGGGACCGGAGGUGGUGGACGGCCCCGUGAUGAGACCCCCCCUCAGGGCGCUGGGCCCCAGACAGAGGGUCUACAUCAGCGCCCACAAGGCCCUCUACCAUCAGUUCUGGGAGGAUGUGGUGGAGAAGGAGGAGGCGGCCCGGCCGGAUCUGGUGGUUGGAUUUCACCCAGGCUUCCACGCUAACCAGGGUCUGCUCCAGGGUUGGCUGCCCACCCUCCUGCUGCUCAGAGACUACAACAUCCCUUCCUUCUUCACCAUGUACAGCGAGCAGGAGCUGAAGCGCUCGCUGCAGAUCCUGCAGGAGCUGGAGAUGCGCGUCAGGGACAGCGGGUCCAACCCGUUCGCCUCACAGAAACCGGAGCAGGUCCAGUCGUGUCCCAACAAACCCCCCGUCUACUGCAACUCUCACUAUGUCUGCUUCCAGGGACUGCUGCCACGAGAAGACUUUGAGGAGCCGGACGUGGACAAUUGAGGGAUUUAAAUGGAGAAUACCGGGCUCAGGAUUGGCCUGUUGUGUUGUGACCUGUCCACUGUGGACCUUACGCUGUCACAUGACAGAGAGCGGGGUUAUUCAAAAAAGCACAGUAGCACCUUGAGCUGCGAUAUUGUAGUUUAAUGAGACGUAUCAAAGGAGCCGCUCGACGCUCAUUUUGUGGGAUGAGCACCUGAGGGCGCCGGCGGGGCACAAAGGCCCCCGCUCCGGCGCCGGCGCCCCGAGGUGACACGGUCGCUGCAUAUCAAGGGUCACGCGCGCUCAUAAUGAGAGAAAUGAUUUGAGUCAUCAUCGGGCUGUUGGCUGUAAUUUGCCCCGCAGCUACAGGCCUCUUUUCAAAUCUCACAAUAGCAGCAUGAAAUGGGAUAAUCUGCAUGAUAAUGUAACACCUGAAUCAAAUGAAACUGAAUAAUGAAACGGUGCUGCACAUCUUGAACCAAAUUAAAUUUGUGAGCGGUGUGCUCCUCUGUACAUAAAUACAUUAAAGUUGUAUUCUGUGCGUCCACA